AAUCCCUACACUAUGCCAACAUUAAGCACUUACAAAACCACAAAUAAAUCAGUGAGUAAUUGUUUUGUUAAUGGCCUGAAUGUUGACAACAUACACGACAAUUCGUCUUCGUUGUUUUGUGCAGAUACCAGAACAAAAAUCGCAGAGAACAUUUCCUUAACAUGGUCACUGCACGAUGGUCCGUUGUUUACUUUUGUUUUACGGCAGGGUGUGGUGGACAAGCGUGAUUAUCGCUUUUUCAACACGUUCCGUUACUACUGAUUAUUUUAGCUGCCCUAAAGGUUGGGUCCGAUUUCUGGACAGAUGUUACCUAUUCAGCAAGGUCAGGGCUACAUGGGCAUCUUCCUCGUACUUGUGCGCUGAAUUUGGGGGAACUCUGGCUCACUUGGAGACGAAGAGAGAAAGUGAUUUUUUGGAAAAUGUUGUGUUCAAUAAAGCUUAUGUUGGAUGUAUCAACGACAAGUCGGAUCGGCUACUAGAUGGGGAUUUUCAUUACAGCAGAGGCAUGACAAAUCAAAAGUGUUUACAAAAGUGUAGACAAAAUUAUUACACGUUUUCAGGAACACAGUAUUAUGGGCAGUGUUUCUGUGGGAACGUGACCUGGACUAGCGUUCAGAAUUAUGGCUCGUCCCCAGAGAACGACUGCAGGCUCCCUUGUUAUGGCGACAAACAGGACUGGUGCGGAGGACACUGGAAAUUAUCUGUUUAUUUAACAGGUGUGUCAACUAAAACUUCUUGUCAUUUUUGUAUAUCUAUUGUUGAUAAAGUCCAUUUUGGCUACGUGUGA
This is a messenger RNA of Ostrea edulis (European flat oyster), 787 nucleotides long. RefSeq lists its product as uncharacterized. The record is from RefSeq and is a predicted model, not a curated record. The coding region runs from base 176 to 787 and encodes 203 amino acids. Lineage: Eukaryota; Metazoa; Mollusca; Bivalvia; Ostreida; Ostreidae. The transcript has 5 exons. Gene Ontology annotation, cellular component: plasma membrane.